AUGCGCGUUGCAGCAUUCGCCACUCUCGCCCUUUACACCCUCGUCGCUCCUGCCCUUGCGGCCCCUAUUCAAGCAGGAACAAGCGAAAUAGCAGCACGCUCAGUUGGGAGCCAGCUCGAGGCGCGAGAUGAGCACCCGCACCCACGCCCACAUCAUCAUCGUCACCGCCACCACCCGGAUAAUGCGAACGCCCCGAGUGCAAACUUGCAAACCCCGCCAACCACGGAUGUCCAAGGAACGUCGAAACGCUCAGAAAUGUCGACGGAGAACCUUGAACGUCGGAAUUUCAAACACUUCCUGGGUAAAGCUGCAUCAACUGCUUUCAAGGUGGGCACGACCUUGCUCUUCCGACGUGACGGUGGGGGGCCACUGCCACCGCUCGAACGCCGAUCGUUUGUCGCGAAGAUUUCCGGCCUGGAGAAGCGCAAUCCUGUCGUAUUCACUGUCCGUGAGCUAGAUUAG
Serendipita indica DSM 11827 is the source of this 462-nucleotide messenger RNA. The record is from the annotation of a GenBank genome assembly. Lineage: Eukaryota; Fungi; Basidiomycota; Agaricomycetes; Sebacinales; Serendipitaceae.